Messenger RNA from Ectocarpus siliculosus, 2536 nucleotides. NCBI's taxonomy places the organism in Eukaryota, Phaeophyceae, Ectocarpales, Ectocarpaceae. The record is from the annotation of a GenBank genome assembly.
AUGUUUCAGCCCACCGAUGCAAGCGCUUUGGCCUCAGGACCGCACCCGUUGACUCAACGGAUCAACGAAGAACAGGCGGUUCUCGAGUUCCACGAUGACGAUCGUCGAUUGUUGGAACAAGAUCCGCCAGCAUCUUCGAGCUACGGUGCGGUAACCUCAGCAGCAGCCGGGGGGGGGGGGCUCGCAGACGGGCGCCGAGAAGGUGGACGACAACACCCGGCGGCGCUAAACCUUGGCUGGGGGGCGCGCCUCUACCUCUGCGUUCUGUUGGUGGUCGGCGUGUCCGGGCUGGUCGCGCUGUCUGGAGUCUUUCGCAACUCUCCCGGGAGCGUAUCCCUGGAGACCGAUGCCGCGUUCCCCUUCACCACCACCACAAAACACCUUCUGAGGCCGGGGCCGCUUUGGGGAGCAGUGACCGGACCCUACCCCACAGGGGCUUGGUGGCUAAACUUGGCGAUCGGGGAGGGAGACUUUCCGGUGGCUCCCUUGCCGUACACGAUCAAGUCGUCGGACGCAGGAGUCGGCGUCUCGUACUCGGCGAUGCGGCGGGUGGAGUCCCUGGAGCGCGUGGCGGACGCCUACGCCGCAGACCUCAGCGUGUCCGCAAAGGAAGGAGUGACCGGUCGACACAUCGUCAAGUACGAUAACCUUACGGUGACUCUCCAGCACGACGCGGCCAACGAGGGGAACUUCCGCACGCUGCUUGCGCGCGGCUCGCCGUACAUGACGUUCGAGUUCGCCGGGGCCACCCCUCGGAUCAAGGCCAACGGAGACAUCCUCGAGAUCAACGGAAAGAAGGCUGAGGCGGGCGCUUCCUUGUUCGCGACCACUUUCAAGCUGGCGCUCAGCAAUUGGGAGACGUGGGUGGUCUUCACUUCGGAGUCUGUGACAUGGAAGGUUACUUCGUUGCAGGAAGUCGAGAUGAAGGCCCCCUUCUCGGGCAUCGUGCGCGUGGCGGUUCUGCCGCACCCGUGGGACUCGGAGGGCGAGAUGACCCUGUCGGAGCACGCCUACGCCUACCCCAGGGGGGGGCGUGUGGCGUUCGACGUCGACGGGGACGGGAUGGAGAUGAGAUACGAGUGGGAUAAGGACGGCUUCGGCGACCUUCUGAUGAUGGCGCUGCCCCACCACAUGGACACCAUGGGCGCAGGGGCAGACAUCGCGGUCGUCAUGGCGGACAGCUACCAGUGCAUCAAGGGCCCCAUGACCGGGAUCGUGGGGAGCGUCUGGACCAUGUGGGACAACCUCACGGACAUCGCCUGGACCGCCAGAACUCCGCUCCAGGAGGCCGCGCUGUCGAUCGACGACCCCCUCCUGUCCCUGUCGUGGGAGAGGCGGAUGCGCGACGCCCUCGCCGCCGAUCUCAACUCGGUGCUGCCGUCGGCGCCGGACGUAUACUCCUUCGGGAAGGAGAUCUCAAGGAUGGCGAGGCUCGCCCUUGUCGCCGACGAGCUUGGCGACAUUCCUGCGCGAGAGGCCGCUCUGACCACGGUGGGGGUCUACCUGACCCCCUGGAUGAAGAAUGACAAUGAGGACCUCCUGGUUUACGACAAGACCUGGGGAGGCAUCGUCACCAAGGACGGCCUCAACAACCAGAACGCCGACUACGGCAACGCCUGGUACAACGACCACACCUACCACUACGGGUACCUGCUAUACGCGGCGGCGGUGCUCACCAAGUUCCGACCGGUCUUCCACCGGACGUACAAGAAACAGCUCGACUUCCUCGUGGCGGACGUGGCCACGAUGGGGGGAGGAAAGAUGGCGAAAUACUUUCCGACAGCAAGACAGAAGGACUUCUACGACGGCCAUAGCUGGACCUCCGGAAUGUUCCCGCAGGGGAACGGCAAGUCCCAGGAGUCCGUGUCCGAGAGCAUUAACGCCUACUACGGUGUGUACCUCCUCGGCUUGGCCACCGGGGACGACGCCAUGAAGGACUGGGGCCGGGUAUUGCUCGCGAUGGAGGUUCGGGCCGCUCGAAAGUACUGGCAGAUGCCCAGACACAACGGGGUGUACGACUCCUACUUUUCCUCCCACCGCAUGGUCGGGAUGGUGGCAUCGCUCGAGGCGGUGCAGCUUACAUGGUUCGGCGACAAUGUCGAGUACGUCCACUGCAUCAACAUGAUGCCCUUCACCCCCAUCACGGAGGACCUCUUGCACCGGGACUUCAUGGAGCAGGAGUGGCCCGUCCUCGAGGCCGCCUUCGACGGUAGAGAGCCAGACCCGCAGUGGGCCGGGUUCAUCUACCUGGCGGCUUCGGUCGUGCUUCCCGUGGAAGCGUGGGCCAACCUCACGGCCCUCGACAUCUUCGACAGCGGCAACUCCAAGACCAACAGCCUCUACUGGAUAGCCACGCGCCCGUCGGCGGGAGGUGCGAGAUAAAAAAAACUUGUAAUUGCGCCCCUGCGGUCGCAACACGCCCAUUGCUUCGCCUUUGCUUGCUGUUCUUUUGCCGAUGCUGCAGCACCUCUUUCCCGCCGGCCAGAGUAUCCUUCUCAAAUGGUCGAGAAGCUCACGUCCGUACUUCCGUACCUCC